Molecule: messenger RNA, 3182 nt
Organism: Daphnia pulicaria
Lineage: Eukaryota; Metazoa; Arthropoda; Branchiopoda; Diplostraca; Daphniidae
Gene: mys
Product: integrin beta-PS-like
Exons: 16
Coding region: 193-2640 (815 amino acids)
Biological process (GO): cell adhesion mediated by integrin; cell-matrix adhesion; integrin-mediated signaling pathway
Cellular component (GO): integrin complex; cell surface; focal adhesion
Molecular function (GO): integrin binding
Source: RefSeq, a predicted model, not a curated record
AUCCAGUCUGUGUGUGUGCUCUCAGGUGGUAUAGUGCCGCUAGUAACGCGAGCGCUCGUCUGUGUGAAAUUGGUUCGUGUUCAGUUCGAUGGUCUGAAACAUUAUACUCGAAAGUAACACAUCUUCUUGUACAUUAUUUGAGUGAAUUUUCCGUCGUUAUUAUUUGUCAGCCCGACAACGUCAUCAUCAGGAAUGAGGUUCAGACUAGCUAGCUGGUGCAUACUUCCCCUAGUGGCUGGGCUGGUGCUUGGCCUCAAUUAUGCUGCUGCACAACAACGAGGAGUUGGUGCCGACUCCAACCCUUGUGUUUCCAAACUCAACUGUAGUGAAUGUAUUCGUACACCAACCUGUGCCUGGUGUGCCCAACAUGAUUUUGGUGCUGCUGAAGGUGGUAGAUUACCAAGAUGUAAUCAACAAAACAAGUACAUAGAAGGUCCGCUUGCCGGACAAUGCAGACUUGAAGACAUUGUCAACCCUGAUUCAGAAUUCAGGGCAAUCUUAGACUUGGCUUUGUCUAAAGCCAAGUCAGGAAUUGAUUUGGAAGGCACAGAGGGAAAAGAUGCUGUGCAAAUCAAACCUCAGCGUGUAUCACUUAAACUAAGAAUCAAUGAAGCAUAUGAUAUGCACAUGCAAUAUGCUCAAGCAGAGGAUUACCCUGUGGAUCUCUACUACCUCAUGGAUUUAUCCAAAUCCAUGGAAGAUGACAAAGACAAACUGUCAGAAUUGGGAAACCUUCUUGCCGAGAGAAUGCAAAGCAUCACUUCCAAUUUCAGGCUUGGUUUUGGAUCUUUUGUAGACAAAGUUGUGAUGCCCUACGUCAGCACUGUUCCCGCUAAGUUAUUAGAGCCGUGUGAUGGCUGCAAAGCACCUUAUGGUUUCAAGAAUCAUAUGCCUCUCAGUCUGAACUCCACAAUGUUUUCAAGCCAAGUGAGGAAAGCUGCCGUAUCGGGUAACUUGGAUGCACCAGAAGGUGGUUUCGAUGCUAUCAUGCAAGCUAUUGUUUGCAAAGACCGCAUCGGAUGGAGAGACCGCGCUCGUCGUCUUUUGGUUUUCUCAACUGAUGCCAGCUUCCAUUACGCCGGCGAUGGCAAACUUGGUGGUAUUGUGAAACCAAAUGACGGUUUGUGCCAUUUAAACAAUGACGGCGGCUACACCCACUCAACAACUCAGGAUUACCCAUCUGUCUCACAAAUCAAUCAAAAAGUUAAAGAGAGCUCAGUCAACUUGAUCUUUGCUGUCACAAAAGAACAAUACCACAUUUACGAUCAAUUGAACAAACAUGUUGAAGGAGCUAGCUGUGGUGUGCUAUCCAACGAUUCGUCUAAUGUUGUCGAACUUGUCCAAGAACAAUACAAUAAAAUCACCUCAUCUGUCGAAAUGAAAGAUAAUGCCACGGGCGCAGUCAAAGUGACUUAUUUUUCCAACUGCUUGGGUAACGGGCCGAUGGUUCAGACCAACAAGUGCGAUGGGCUGAAAGUUGGCACUGUCGUAAAUUUUACGGCUAGGAUUGAGUUGUCCGGAUGUCCGGUUGACCCGAAAGAAUGGCACCAGCUUUUCCAAAUCUAUCCCGUCGGUAUUAACGAAUCGCUAGUUGUUGAUCUUCACAUGUUGUGUGAUUGUGAUUGCGAGCGGCCCGGCAAUUUGGGGUACAUUAGUAAUGCGGACCAGUGCAACGGCGGAGGAGAUUUGAAGUGCGGUAUCUGCCACUGCGAUGACUCUCACUCUGGUCGUUUCUGUGAAUGUGACUCGAACACGGCAGUUCUUGGAGAUCACGAAGCUUCAUGCCGUUCUGACAACACUACUGAUAUCCUUUGUAACGAUAGAGGAACCUGUGUCUGUGGCGUGUGUGAAUGUCACACCCGCCCCAACCCAACGGAGAUUAUCACGGGUCAAUUUUGUGAGUGCGAUAACUUUUCUUGCGAUUAUUACAAUGGGCUACCUUGCGCUGGAUCAGAUCAUGGAACAUGUGAGUGUGGAAAAUGUGUUUGCAAACCUGGUUGGAAGGGUUCUGACUGUUCAUGCAGAGAUAGCAUUGACACUUGCAUUCCACCACAAAAAGGCGAAAUUUGUUCUGGUAAAGGAGACUGUGUUUGUGGUGAAUGCCAAUGUUUUGAGGAAGACGGUGGCCGAUACUCUGGCAAAUACUGCGAGGAAUGCCCAACUUGCCCAAGUAAAUGCCCGGAAUAUACCCCGUGUAUUCAGUGUCAAGUAUUUGAAUCUGGUAAACUAACCAAAGAGGAGUGUGCUAACUGCUCGUUCACACCCGUUGAAGUUGAUGUUGUUAAAGAGGAGUUCCCGUCAGAUAGACAGUGUUGGUUUUACGAUGACGACGAUUGCCGUGUGACUUUUGUGUACGGCUAUGACGACGAAGCAGAAUUUGUUGUUCGAGUUCAAAAGACCAAAGAAUGCCCACCAGUUCUUAAUAUUCUCGGUAUUAUUCUUGGAGUUAUCGGAGCUGUUGUAGCAAUUGGUUUUGCACUUCUUUUGCUAUGGAAGCUUUUUACCGUUAUUCACGACAGAAGAGAAUUUGCUCGUUUUGAAAAGGAGAGACAAAUGGCCAAAUGGGAUACGGGAGAAAAUCCUAUCUAUAAGCAAGCGACGUCUACGUUCAAAAAUCCCACGUAUGGUGGCAAACAGUAGACAUCUGGGUUUUUUUCUUGUUUUUUUUUUUUUUUCAAAAGUUUUACUUAUAUCGAUCGUCUAAUUCGUCUAAAUAUGACCCAUGUUUCGAGUGGUAAAUUUUUUUAACUAUCCUGGGCAGUCGUAACUACUGGAUUCAAUCAAUUCCAAAAGCUUCGCAUAACAUGUGUACGUUGGUUGGGUUUGUAGUUUAAUAUCUCAUGCGUGUCAAGUGCCAAAACUACAAAUCAUCAAGCAUCUUUACUUUUUCAACCACUUAAAAUCUCAUCGUGAACAGACAAGUCGUGUUGUCAACUCUUUCAUGUUACUGUACAAUUUCUACUAUUAUCUGCCGCUAACCUACGAUUUUUUUAGAUAAAAUUAUGCCUUUAGAACGUGAAAAUUGUUACUACCACGUUUUACUGUAGCGAGCCGUCCUUUUUAUUUCUGGCCUUGCCCUUUCUUUUGCAGCAAACCAUUGUAACCCCUCAUUCGAGUCCCAACAAAAAGAUUCGCACAAGCCUUGUAAUUCGAUCCCGAAAUACAAUUAAAUUACCAUCUUG